GCAGCUUUUCCAGGGCUUUCCCUUCCCUCUUCUCAACCAUUAAUCGCUUGGUGGGUAAGAAAUUUUUUUUUUCUUCCGCUAAAUCCUCGUCGCUGGGACUUGAGAAACCUAACGAGGCAAGUGCGUUCUCGUUUCUCGUUCUCACCUCAUUGCUACACGCGAACCUCGGCGUUGUAAGUCAACGGCGAUAUCUAGCGUCGGAGGUGCCCAGACAUUUGAGAGCCCCUCUCUCCGCUACCCGCUUGUGCUUCCGAGUCCCUCGUACUAGCAGCGAGAGCGCUCCAAAAGGGAUAAGCAACAAAACAAGAAACGAGAGAUAAAAAGAACGAACGCAAGGGAAGGCGAAAGAAAGAUGAUUUAUUCGCAUCCUCGGUUGGUGUUCGUCGCCCGUUCCGAAGCCCCGAUCGGAGGAAACCCGGCCGCGAUCAUGGAGCAUCGACGUGCGAACCCACGCCAACGACGGCCCUAAAAAGUCGCCGAAGCUUGUGCCCGUAGCAGCUGCAGCAGGUCGCGAUGUGCGCCCAUCGGCGUCGCGUACCUUCGAGCGGGAACGCGUCGUUGCCUGGGACGCCCGCGAAGUCGAGCUUGUGGCCGUGUUGAAGGGAGAUCUUUCAGUGCGGCAAGCUAGUUCGUCAAACAGAGGUUCGUUCCUCGAGACGAACCCCCGCGGGUCCCCCAUGGCCCACAGGCCAGCGGCGGCGCGAUCCGCAAAAUGACGUUCAAAGUGGGUGACUACGGCUGGGUCUGGGACGGCAUCCAGUGGACCUCUUGGCGCUCGCUCAACUCCGACCGAGACCACCAGCAACAGAAACCGCUGCUGGGCUUCACGCUCUUCAUUUGGAUCAAGCGGCUGAAGCUCGACGAGGCCGAGCUCCUGCGCAACAUUCAGGUGCUCGGCGGUCGCGUGUCCGAGUUUCUCGACGAAGCGGUCAGCUUCGUGGUCACCGACCAGGACCCGACCAAGGUAGGCGCGGCGGCGCCCAAACCCCCCGAAGAACAAGCGCCGCGCUCGCGCGGCCAGCUGAUCCUGAGCCGCGCGCACAAGGGAUCCGAAGCGUCCGCCGAAGACUGUGUCAUCGACAGGGUGCGGGAGGCCCGCAUUCGGCUCUGGAACAUCAGCCAAUUCCUGCGCUGGGUCGAGGUGCAACUCAACAUCCAGCCCGCUGCUUCGCCCGCGCUCGAGCCCGCCGCCGCCGCAGCGACGUCCCGCAAGCGCAAGGCGUCACGCCUGCCGCGACCGCUCGUCAAGGUCGAAGACUUCGAGCAGGAGUUCAAGCCCGUGUACAAGGUGUUCAAGUCGGAUCCGUCGCUCUACAUCAACUCGCUGUACCCGUCGAGCCCGUUCGACGACCCCGCCGUUCAGGAUCGGUACGUGCAGCUCAAGAAGUCCGGUCGAGCCAUCUCCGGCGAUUCGGACUGUUCCGACAAGGAGCCCGCCGUGACUGGGACGGCCAACAAGCCGCAACAGGGAGCCGCUGCAGCCGCCCCGGCACCGCCGGCCAAGCACCAGUACUGCGAGUGCUGCAAUGCCUACUUCUACAACCUGCAGCAGCACAUAGGCCCCGACGGGGCGCACCACCGUGAGUUUGCUCUGCGCGAGGACAACUUCGAGUGCGUGAAGGAGCUUAUCGACUGUUUCCCGAGUCUGGACGACUUUGUCGGCAACGGGGAACAUGGCGUAGACAAGGCGCUUGGUGACAUGCACCCUUCGGCGUACCACUUUGCCAUGCUCAAUGCAGCCGGUAUGCAGGCGUCUGCCGCUGCCUACCACCGGCCACCACCUAUGCCAUUCCCGACGAGGCCCACUUUCGACCCGGGACAAGUGAUGGUGAAGCAAGAACCGCAAGACGACUCACCGCCCAGCGCCAUGCACCAUUCGGGACUGCUUUCCAGUGUAGGUGAGGCCAGUGCAGCCGUUCCCCUUGACUUCUCACGGACGAGCCAGCUGUCGGAGAUUUGUGGGCAGAGCUUCCCUCGGGAGUACAUCCACCACCAUCAGGGCCCUCCAGCAUUGCCACCACCGCUCCUUCCGCACCCACCCUACCUUCCAGACAAGGCUGAGGAGCCACAGUCGUGCUGGAUGGCGGGAGGUGCCAAGAUGGACUCUGGUGGCAGCGUGGCAGCCACAGCAGCGACUAUGCCGCCUCCACCGCCACACCUGUCGCACCACUCGCAGGGCGUGCCGCCGGUGUCAAGUUCCCACCACCUGUCACUCGAAAACCUCAGCUUCCUCGACCCUCCGCAGCAGGAUGCGAUGUUCACGAGUGAGCUUCCGCAGCCAGACUUCUCGGUUGGCCUGCAGAACCUCCUGCACAGCAUCUGUGACGAGACCGAGGACGAGAAUGGUCAGAGGAGAAGUGGCGGCUCGCGGAGCGUCGACGGCCACAAGGAGAGCUUGGAGAAGGCCGUGGAGGGCGCAGCUGCUCCCACAUCUUUAGUACCUCAGUCACAGCCUCAGCAGCAGCAGCAGCAAUAUCCUGCGUGGCCCUUCUCAGACCCACCAUCCAUGGCUGCAGAGAACGCAAGGUGUCAGCAGCAGCAGCCGUCCAUGGAGAACUCGUCUUCAUCGCCGCUCGAGCUGACAGCACACACUCCGUCCGAGGCACCGCCGUCAUCCACGUCGAAGCAGACGGCGGCUCGAAGGAGACACAGCCGCGACGACGAGGACGCGACCAGCAAUGGCAUGUCCGAAAGCAACCCCAAUCGCUGGACUGUCGAGCGAACGCGGCGAGGCGUCGGACUAAAGCUGAAGUUCACACCAGCGCGUAAGCAGAGCUCUUCGCUGCUGAGUCCCCCAACCCCGGUGCAGACGACUCCGCGGACACCGAAAGCGGCCAAGAGUGCUGGAGGUGGCGGCGGCGGUUCAUCCUCGUUUGACGUCUACGACUGGAAUGAGGAGGAGGAAGGUGAGUGUUCGGACUUUGUUAAAGUCCAGUGGCGGGUCAUGCACACCGAGGACACGAAAGUGAUCCUGUGCCGGACUAAGCAGUUUGCGCUCCCGCGCAAGCACGGCAAGGGUGUGGGUGGUGGCAAGCAGCUCGUCUACUGACAUGUGCGGUCGAACGCUUGGAAGUUGUGCGCAGUUUUCCACAUAUUAGGGGUUGCUGCUUUGCCCUCGAGUGUAACAUGUGUGCAAUGCUGGACCUCCGAUGAGUGCAGCAUUAGUGUAACAGUGAACUACAGAAAAUGCAAUAUCAUCAGUCCACGAGUCAGCAACCACUUUCUUCGUGGUCACAGAGCCAAGAGCGGUGUGUCCACGUCGGACUCUUAAGAUGCAUCUUCAGGCAUCUGCACUUCUUUCUCUGUUCUCAUCACGGUCACCCAUGAAGCCUGCGUCGCACUCGCUGUAACAUUUUGUCCAUCAGACAGCUUCAUGCAUACUUCUCUGUGAAAGUGGACUGGGGUUCCACCUACCGCUUUGUUGCAGCAUGACCCCCGGUAUAUUGAAGCUCUGAAUGUUUAAGGGUGGCUUUUGCGUAAGAUUUUUUUUUUUUUUGUGAGGGUUGCGCCCAGGUAUUCCUGUGUUCCCAAAAUCGACAGAGGCUCCCUGUAAUAGAUCGUUCCUUGCAGUUUUCUUGCAAGGAACGAAUACCUGGGCCCAGCUAGCCACAACAAACCUCGUGUAGCAUUAACCAUGAUAAGCUCCUUACAAAACCCCUCUCAUCAAGUUUACGUGUUUUCUGCAACACACAAGUCAGGUAAUACUCUCAGCUAGGAAAGAAAAGCCUAGCUGUCUAUACAAAAAUGCAUUGUGUGGUGUUUCUUUUUGUUUUUGAGGUGAACAAAACUUGUCGUUUUUUUCAGUCGCUUUAAAUUUGCAGCAACUGCCCCGAUCACAAAGUUUAUGUUGCUUAGAAUUUGCGGCAAUGACAGCAGCCUUCCGAGGGUUCAGUUUAGAUUGGGUAUGCAUUGUCAGAUAUGGCAUCCGAUAACAUCGUAGCGACCGUGACCGUUGCAAUGAGCUCCUUUGUCGCUGGCUUCAAGUCAUUCUGUGGUUUGUACAGUGUGUGUCUAAAAGCUGUUGUGUGAGGCAAGCAGUCUAUUGCUUUGUGCAGAGGCUUUUUAUCUGCAAAACAAAGAUGAAAAAAAAAUGCUUGCUUGCAUAUCUAACGUCACUGUGUGUGUCUCUCCUGUUGCCAAGAGCAGCUUGUCACAAAUUAGUGUCACAUAAAAAAGAAGAGCUAUGCCAAAAUUGGACUUGAUGUAGCUGUAAAUACGGCUCAAUUUUUUACUAGCAGCAUGCACACUAAACCUUCACCAGGUACCUUUCAGCCCAAUGUUUUUUAAAAGCAAAAUUUUUUUCUAAAGCUCUUAUUACAACUGAUCACAAAAAUUGAGAUAGGAUCUUAUCUAACAUGCCACUGAUGUUCUUCCUUGUGCAAAGCCUGAUAAGUUUGGAUCGAAUAGUGCAGCUGCAUUCAGACAUUUGUAUUCCUCAGAUGUGACAAGACCUGUGCUCUAGGUGCUGUUGACUCAGAUUAUCUCUCAAGAGGCUGUACUGGCAAAAGCUGCAGAUAACGUCAUGCCCAUCGGCUGAUAUCCCCAUAUGCGUUCUACGCUUUGUGUGUGCAGUUGCUUUGCUUCGCUGAUUGCAGUGUCAAUCUUUACCCCAUCUUUUUUUCUUUACAAUUGACACGGUUGCUGACAGCUUGACAGGUGGCUUUUGUGCAUUUGUGUCUGCCCUCUGGUGGCAGCUGAAACAUGACAUUUGUCAAUAGUGUUGUGUUUGCUGUGUGGAAACCCUUCCCAUUGGCAAUACGCAUUUCUUUGUUUUACCGAAAUCUGGCCGUUCUCGUAGUAAACAGGUUGUUGCUUUAUAAAACUGAUUUGCUUCACAGCUACCACAUCAAUGUUCAAACUGAUGUUCAGGCUGAUAUUUUGGCUGAUGUUCAGGUCAAUGUUCAGGUCAACAUGGCAUAUGGUAGCAGUACUUUAAAUGAUUUUUAAACUCCAGUUUGAUGUGGCAUAUGAUAGAUGGUUCUUUGUUCUUUUUUUUAUAUCGGCUUGAUCAAAGAAAGUGGCAACACUGAAGUCCCGAUUUUCAAGUCAGAAUUAUUAUGAAAUGGCCAACUGACCACCGUCACAAGUUUUGUUUGCUCAUGGUCACCGACCUUUGUAAUACAUUCAGGCUGUGUAAAAGUUAUGUAGUGGGUGCUUUGCUCCGACUAGGUGAUGUACCGCCAAACUAUCAGCUUGACUGCAAAGACUGAAUUUCUGGUCAGUGGUGAUCGCAGCUGGACAUGCAGAAAUCCGAUUGUGGUCACAUAAAAAAUGAGCAUGCCAGGCUGACUGUGUAUUGGGGCAAACAGAAUUAUUCUGUGGGUUGUCAAGGCGCCCUUAAAUUGUCCAUUGCCAGGCCACACCUUUAUUAUACAAGCGUUAAUAAGUACCUUUCUUGCAGACUUCAUGUUUGCCUAUAUCUUUAACCUUUUCUGGGGCAAAUUUUUUUAAUGAAGUGAAAAUUUUAUAUUACGUGUCUGAAUGACAAAAGUUGGAGAAAUAAAUGAAAAAUUUCCAGUGGGAGUUUUUGGCCGCAGAUUAUUUGAAGACCAUGUUUUUUUUUUGUGCCACCCAAACCAUGCUGUAUGCAGCAGGCUUCAAGAAUAGAGCAUAGAGGCCUAACUCCAUUUCAAGGAGAUCCAUAUUUACCUGCGGCACAAAGUCUAUAAAUUACGUAAUUAGCAUAGGGAAAACAACGGGAAAUUGGGAGAUGUAAAUUCGAUUCAAUGAUCAAAACGAGAACAAAGUAAAAGCGGGAGCGAACGUUUCGACUUGUCGGAACGUUCGCUCCCACUUUUACCUUGUUCUCGUUUUGCUCAUCGUAAUAAGCAUAGGUGACGCUCACAUUUCUGAAGAUAGUUUUGCUGUUUGUCUUCCUUGGCGGCAGACAUUUUCUGCCAAACAUUAUGAUUUCUGCAGGGAUUAUCGGACCAGAAAGGGUUAAAGAUGGCCGAAGCAGUGCUGAGCCAGAAAAUUUCAACAAUUUCACCAGAAUUUGUUGGUUUAGUAUGAAGUAUCAAGGUUGAUUCAGUGCAGCAUUUGUAUUCGCCUUCUCUCUGCAUUGUGGACGCUUAGCUAAUGCGGCUGCAACAUCUAGCCAGUGAACGCGAUCAGCGAGACAUGAGCCUGCUGCACGAGAGCUCAUCCGACUCUGUUCUCUGUGUGCUUUUGUUUCUGUUGUUGUUUCUUUUGUUUGCUUGCCUUUUAUCAUGUGCCUGGCUCUCUUUUCACUUCCGGUCACAACGUGUUCCCUCCAUAUUGGCAUUGUGUGUUCUCACUCCUUGCAAAUGCCUCUCACGUGGGACAUGCAGCCUAGAAACGAUGAAAUCACAACCGCAAGGGAGACAGACAUUUUCUUGGUCAAAAAGCGAAAGGAGAUGCCUUGGCACAUCUGCUAGUCAUGAGAAAGUGGGACCCACACGAGUCCUGAAAAAAAGAAAGGGAUGUUUAACUAUGCGAGUGAGGUUUCUGCUACUUGUGUUUAGUUUUUUUUAAUUAUCUACAUUUCUGUGUUAUUUGAUUGAUUGAUUGAUUACCAUUUCUGUGUUACUUUCUCAUUUAAACUUUUUGCUGGUGUGAGGAAGCCACUGAAAAAAUUGGCAUGUUCGACUGACAAUAGGGGGUGUCGAAAUCCAUGCCCCAGCAACGGCGCCCUCUAGAUAACAGAUGCAGAUCUCAAAGGCUAUGCUUUUGCCAGCUGUACGCGGCAGAAUUGACGCGGGUGCUGGAAACAAGUCAUAGCUGUUGCGUUUUUAAUGCACUCUUCGACCAAGUAGCUAACGUGCAGACGACAGAAACAUGAUGGAAAUCCAGUCAACGUUACCUUGACCAAUGUCGGCAAGAACGCACAAUACUCACGAGUUUAUGGUGGUUCCAACUAUGCUCAGUGCUUAAAUGUUUGGCACAUACUAUGAUAACAGUGCGCUUUGCAAGCUCAGCCUGUUUGUUCUCAAAAUGUUUAGAUUGUUUUAACACCACAUUGAAGCAGUCGUUCGCCGUAGAAGAUGGUGACAACGUUUAGUGAGUAUGAGACAUCCACUGAGUCGGGCUAUGGAGUGGGUAUAUUGAAAUUAGGUCACUAAACUGUUGAUUUUUCAGAUUUGAGCUACUAAAGCAAUCCUUCGUGGUCGAGUAUUUAGCUUCUGACUCAGCUGCCUUACUUCAGUUGGCACCCUUUGGCUAUUCCUGGCGCUUGUGCCAAUAAAACCCAUAUGUCAUCAUCUUACUUCAGUGGUGCUCAAAUGCUCAUUAGAGUGACUCUGAAGAAAAAUAUUUGGUUGAGCUAAAUUGGUAGAUUAGAAUCAACCAAUCUAAUUUACAAGGUCAGCCUCAUCAUGAACUAUAGUAUGGCAAGCCAUGAAAGACAUGAACUAAAUACAGUUGGCGACACUUCUUUCAAGCAUCCGCUAGGCACCAAAGAAGGGUCACACUGGCAUUUCAAAGUAUGUUAGGAUUAAACCUCGUGUCUUUUGGAGUGUCUCUCCCCUCCCCCAACACACACCCACAUUUGGUGUGUGUUGGGGGAGGGGAGAGCUGUAUAAAUGCUACCAAGGAAUGCACUUGUUGUAACUAAAUACAGUUGGCGACACUUCUUUCAAGCAUCUGCUAGGCACCAAAGAAGGGUCACACUGGCAUUUCAAAGUAUGUUAGGAUUAAACCUCGUGUCUUUUGGAGUGUCUCUCCCCUCCCCCAACACACACCCACAUUUGGUGUGUGUUGGGGGAGGGGAGAGCUGUAUAAACGCUACCGAGGAACGCACUUGUUGCCCUGAAAAAUAUUAAAGUCCUCUUGGAACAUUGGCUCCAGCCUGAGGCAUCCCUUGUUCGGCCACUGUUAAUCUCCUAAACUUUCCAUCUUCCUGUGAACACUAUUUUGUUAGGGUGCCCUCAUUAGUGUUCUUUAGGGCAUCUCAGUAAAGCUGGCAAUGACGCAACUGCCUGCAGAUUAGCAAAAGCUAAAGUCUUGUCCUGUACUCAUGGACAGCUUCAUGUGGCAAUGAACAGAAAACUCUGGAGGCAGAGUACAUAAGUAAAAGCACUCCUGAUAAAGUCAUGCAUUCUCAUCCACCUUAGUCUAAACUGGGGAAGAGAAAACUUAUACAUUGUAUUUGCAAGAGCAAAAUGAGACUAAGUACACCAGUGAGGGAUAAAUUUGACUUUUCACAUUUGGGCAUAUGUGAAACUGUCGCAUAUGGAAGCUAUGCUGAUUCAGUAUCUGUUUCAAGAAACGAAAUGCACUGUCAUACUGUGCCAGGCUACUUGGCUUAGUAACACAUGCAUACAGAAGCUCCAUCCCUCUUAUAGUUUUCCCUCCAUUGCCACAGGAAGCUGUCUGUGACUAUAGUAACAAAAACAAUUUUUUUUUGUUUAGGGAAUCAAAUUGUUUGGAAAAUUGUAUGCUAGUAACAAGAAAGAAAUAUAUUUUGAGAAAUUUAAUGAAUAUUUGUCAAGUCAUGGCUGCUGGUUCUGUACAAUUUGCCACCGGAUUUGCAGCCACACAGCUUUGAAAGCCACCUGUCUUGCAGUGUAAGAUGGGUACGUGCCUGUGUGCUUUGUUGCGUGCAGUUAGAGAAAUGUAAUUCAAUUUGUGCAGUGCUUUGUGCCAGAAAGAAAUGUUUGCGCUUGUUCUGCAGGUUCAUUUUUCAGCGAAAUGUUGUGCGACUGCUGCUUGGUUCUCGAUUGUGGAUUUGAAAGUUGCGCUGCAUAGUUGAUAAACACGACCACGCACGCAGGACGAUGCCCAUCAACUUGCAUGUGUCACUGUCUUUCUUUAUUACCAUGCAGUGUAACCUCACGCCAGCGGUCUUAUUCUUGCCAAUAGUGCAUAGUCAGCACGAGCCAAGAAUUGUGUUGCCAUGGGGGAAAAAAAAAAAAAGACUAUCAGGGAGCACGACGUCAGGCCUCCAGCUUUGGCAGGGCAACCUCCCCUGACCUCACGCCUCCCACCCUUCCAUCUGUGUCUACCCGCAUGUUGACUCUUGGAGUUUGCCUCCAAGAGAGUAGAGACCCCUAAAAAGUAGGCUGGCCGCCAUGCUGCCAACUUCCCAAUAGUAUUUGGGUGUCCUUCCAAGCACCUGCAACUCUCGUAGUUGCCAAGCGCCUGGCCGGGGGCACAUUUGUACCUAUUUUACCUGUGGGUACCCGGUGCCAGCACUCAUCUGUCGCCGGGUGCCGAACAGCGGUGGAUGCUCGACUAUUUAACCAAAAUUGCGGUGGGAGAAACGGCUCCCAGGGGCCUUUGCAGAUCUCUUUAGGGCCCCCUUUUGAGAUGACAACUCUUGUAGACUACUGAGUUGUCUUACAUCUCUACUCACUAGAAGAAAAAAAAAAUGGUGAGUUACUGGCGGCACCAGAAUUUGAACGCAGUAUGUCCCACAUAUGAGGCGGACGCUCUACCAUUUCAACACCACUGUGGUUCUAAGAGUCAACAUGCUGGUUUCGAAAGGUUUUUUUUUUUAAGCGCUGUUUGGUUUAUAGUAGCUAUUAGAGAUUACAAUCACCUUUCGCCACCCGAUCUCUCCUCUCCCCUUUUCUCCGUACUUUCAGCGUUAUCGGCAGCUUGCUUAUCACAUGAUGAGCAUUUAUUUCCCAUGAACCUUUCCUUUGCAUACUUUUUUUGCGACAACUUUAAAAUUGUCACGUGAUGCUCCCUCCUAGUCUUUUUCCUUUCUCUGUGUGUGUUGGGUUCCUAUGUUGGGCUAUGGUCUGGGUGAGCUGUUUUCAUUGUGCUCCAAAAAAAAAAAAGAAUGUUCCGUCUUAGUAGCUGAACCUUUCCUGGCAUUGCUAAUGAGAGUGCCUGGUACAGAUUGGCUGCUGUUUUUAGUUGUUUUGGCCUGAAUGAACAAAAUUUUACUGAGAAGAUGCUUUAGCUUGGGAAUUUCUGUUGGGAUACAAAUGCACAGAGAUAUUGUCUUGCUCCAAAUCCACUGAAGUGGUUUUGGUGAAGCUUGGGCCAUUAUAAAGAGGAUGUUAAUCGCAAACUGCGUAGCUGUAAAGAAAGAGACUUCACGUUCAUAUUUGUGCUUGUAUUUCGCGGUUUGCCUAGGCUGAAAUUUUGCGGUUCUGAAAGAAGCGGCCUAAUCCGGUGCUCACUAUGAAAAGGAGGUGAUUGAGUGUACAGAGAUGCGCGGUGACAUGCAUUAGAUUAGCACAUGUAUUUGUGUGCUCCUGAGACUUCGUGUGCAAGCCUGCUUCCUUCUGUGCUGCUUCCCAGUCUUUUGAUGAAAUGUUCGUUGCUUCAGUGAAAGUAGCGGUGGUGAGGUGCUGGCGACGUUCUUCUGGAGACACAGAUGUCUUCGAAGAGAUUUGGAUGUGCAAAUGUCUUCAAAGACAUUUGUGCCUCCACAUACGUUUGGGCCAUUGAUGCAGGCCUUUAAAGGGCCACUAAACAGAAACUGUAAACCAGACCAGACUGGUUGGCUAUGCUUUUCAAUCUCUCGGUGCGUUUGUCGCCGCAGUACAAUUUGUGGAGCAGAGAGCUUUUGCGGGAAUGCCACGGUAGUGCCAUCGCCACCUGUAUUUUGCCCUUUUGGCACCGUCUUGGGCACUAAGACGUUGGUGGAACUAACACAUUUGGCACUCAAGAGGCGUAACCUGCCAUGACCCAAACACUAGAGCGUGCAAGUGGACAAGAUUGGAGGAGCGUAAAAUGGACAGAAGCGCUUCUUUUACGCUUCUCCGUUUACAGCUACUUGUGCGCUGUAGUCUUCAAAGUCAUGGGUAACUGACUAUGCCUGUUCUCAGCAUUGCCAAGUAACCUACCAGUCUGGAUUGGCAUGACAUUUUCUUUGGUGCCCAUUUAAAAUCACUGUUCCUGGUCAUUCUUCAUUCCAUGGUGUUGCAACUUUUUUUGCUUGCUUUGUGGGCUGGCUGUGUGGAUGGAAACAUAAGUGUUUCAGACAAAGAGUGCUGGAGGGAUACCCACAAAUAAGUGUUCACAGAUGUUGCUGACAUGGCAGUUAUGUCAGCAUGGGGAUGACUGAAAUCAGGCUUACAUGACUGUUGGCUCCGUUGGGCUUGAAGAGCACUUGUGGCUGCUUAUGCUGAAUUUCUUGCAGCUUGCCUGUCAUGAGAAAUUCUUUAUGCAGCAUUUAGCUCGCUUAGACUUGGAACUUACAAGUGACUACUAUUUGGCUUACUUUCAGAACUUUCACCAAAACAAAUAGUUUGUACGAUAAAAACCAAGCUAACCAGCAGCGUCUGUUGCUGUUUAUAUGUUACCUAAACUUUAAAUGCACAUGGGAUUAGCCCCCUUCAGAAGCCAGUUAAUUCUGUCAGUGAAAAAGAAAAUAAAGAAAAUUUCUUCAAACAUUUUCUUGCAAGGUAGGAGCAUGGGAAGGACAAAGUAACAAUAGUACAUAAAGGUAACGCCACGAGUGCUGGGCUAACAAUUGAGUAUUACUCAAGGAAUGGCAAUAUGUCUGUACACCGCAACAGCACACGAAGCAUGCGCUGUUGUGGUUUACACAUAGGCUCAGAAUAUUGGUGUGAUGAGCAUGAAACGAAGCAGCCUCAUAAACAUGCACAAAAAAAAAAAGAUAUGGCAUGGCAUCUCGAGCUGUCUACUGCAGCGCGUGGGCAGAAUAUGCAGAUCUGCGCAGGAACUGCAGUUCUUUAUGUAAAAGUACUAGAGAAAAGGCGCCGACUCUACUGUCUUGCAGCCUUAAAGAUUUCUUUGGCCUCCAAAAUUUUGCAUGCUGUAUUGUACCAGCUUCAAGAUCAUUGCCUUUUCGAACUCUGGCUUGCAGCCGCAGUACCUGCAGUGAAAGUACCUGGAGUGCCUCGAAACAAUGUGCGCUAUGUUGUACUUAUGUUCCCUGACCCACUUACUGUGGCUGGAUACGAUAUUUCGAAAGUGCUAUAUUCCAUUUCAUGCAAAACAGGCAACACUGCGAAAGAUAGUCUUCUCUUGUCGCGUACGAAAGAAAGAUGUGUAGGUGUGCAUCAUGUAUUUUGAUGCAACAUUUAAGUGCCGCACCUUUAUGUCACAAAGUAUGACCUAAUUAUUACGUAGAAGGCGUUGCAAAUCUGAACGGAUUUCUCUCACCACUUGAAUUUGUGAGCAAGAAAUGGCGCGUCACAUGCAAAAGCCAUAGUUAUGUGUCAUGUAAUUUGACGUCUCUUAGUUUGAUGUAGCAAAAUUAUGACAUUUAUUAUGUGGACAGUGUCACAGAUCUGACUUUAUUUACCAACCGAACAUGCGCAGCGACACAGACUGGAGGCACGAGGGUGCACAAGUAUAACGCUCGAUUUGAUGUAAUUUUACGUCCGCAAGUUGUAAUACGCAUGAAGUACUUAUUCUGUAGGAAGUGUUGCAGAUCAAAAAAUAAAAAUAAACCGCACUUCAAACAUGCGCAGAGUGAGACUUGCAUGACCUCACUAGUACUUGCUAGUACUACUUGGUAGUACUAGUCUCCACAGCUUUGCCUGCUUAGCAUGAGACGGAUCACAGUCGUCGUUGGCAGUAGUUCGCCUUUGCCAUGACGUCGAAGAAAUUAAAAGCAAACAUAAUUAGCUAGCAUAGGAGCAUAUUGGCAUUCUUACGUUGUUGCUGAUUAUGGAUAUGUUUAACCGUUAUGGCAUUACCAAACUGUAUGGCUUUCUCUUUGUCAAUAGUUCUUUUUGUAUUAGUGAAACUUUACUUUAGGCAUCCCUAAACGACAUCAAAGGUGGCCAAAUGGUUUGUGGCUGCUAAAGUUUGAGAAACAUUUGCUUAAAAGGGGCAGACAUAAAAUGUAAUCUCAAAAGCGUCACGAGAGAAGCCACAAGUGCUGUCACUCCUGAAUGAAGCACGGACACAUGGUAACCAACUGCAAGGCGCAUCCGCUAGUGCUACGUGUUGUGGCACGAUUCAUUUGUAGACGCUUAGUUUCAGGGUUGCGGAGCGCAUUUAGUGCCCAGUUAAGCUACGGUCACGCAUCGUACUACGUAUUAUGUAGUUGAGUGUCAGAUGUGUUCUGGUCUGUUUCUUCCCAUUUGUGUUUCGCUCCAGCAUUAUGGAGUGCAUUUCCCAGCUGAGUGAACACAAGAUCAUUGCACACUUUCCGUAAUUUCCAUCCACGCACUGCCCUGUGGUAGCGUCUGUAAACCUCUGUGGCUGAAAGCGCCAGCAAGUCUCUGGCAUACACGGGAUGGCCUUUCUUGGCUGCUCAUUUUGUGUAAAAACAAACAAACAAGAUGAACGAAAAAAAUGUGGGUGGGUGGGGAGAGGGAAAGGAGAUACGUGCUUUGCAAGCGUGCAAUGUGUGUCUUGUAGUUAUCAGACUUUGGAAACGGUUAUCUUUGCCACAAAUGCAAAUUUUAUGCCCUCCUGUGUUAUUUGCUGCUGCUGAUGUCUUGACUUCCAUGGCCAUGACUUGUUGUCAAAGUGUGUGGCGCCUGCUGCGAGUGCAAAGGAUGAAUUGACUGUAUUCUUGUAGGACGUGUUUCAGAGGGCUGUUUUGUUUAUACCGCAGCAUUCAUUUUGUAGUGCAGUUGUAUAGGCUUUUUUGUUAAAAUGUUGCGUGUCGCUUUUGUAAACAGCGAGUCAGCAGUGGUAGCUCAAAGCAAAUCAGAUCUGACUAUAACUUAGGUCACAGGACUGGAGAAAGCGUAUGCGCGACAUUCAAAUCAAAGAUAUGUGCACUGUGUGGUUCUUUGGCACACACACAGGGAUGAAGGUGAAAUAAUGCUUUUUUUUUCAGUAUGUUGUUAUAGUUGCAUAUUACUACUCAUGUUAUGUUGUCUGUUAAAAAAAUUGCUUAGGAAAUAAUUCAAUUCUUCACUGCUUAGUUUCUCUAUCGCCUUCAAACUGCUUUUAUUUGGUACCACUUGUGGCCAUGUAUAUUUAUACAGCAAAGCUGAGCAUCAACUUCUCAUUUUUAAGUUAUUUCGUCUUUAGUACAUUUCACCGUUUUGUUGCAUGUUGUGUAAGUUAUGACUCUUGACAUCUUUGCUUGCGUUUGAGAAGCGUUCCGCGUUGUGCACAGCGCGACGCAGAUGCAAAACUUGCAUAUAUUGUAGGAAUUUGUUCACUCCUGCAGGUUACUUUAGAAAUUACCGAUCAAGUUCCGACGAACAAAUUGCAGUUUUCUAGCUGCAUGCUUUCCUUGAAAGAAAGGGAAAGGAAAAUGCAAGACUAAUUUUAAGUUUGAUAGAACACAUUGAACUCAUUUAACGCAUAAAUUUUUUUCAGGCGAGAGUAGCAAAAUGCUAGUGGCUUCCAAGGUGAACAAUGCAAUUAAUUUUUACCCUUACUCGAGUAACCACGUGUAACAGCAUGACACAUUAGAGGUCUGUUUUGGUCAUGAUUUAAGCAGUUACAUCAUUGUGUUCAUCUGCAGUUUUUCAACUAGCUGAACACUGUUGAGGUUCAGAGAAUGUGCAUAGAAAGAGGAAGUUCUUCUGCUAUUCCAAUCUCUAGCAAACUAUACAUCAAACAAGUAAAAGAGUGUUUUGCCAAAAAGAAAGGACUGAAAUUUUGUGUGUGUUUGUGUGCAUGCAGUCGCAGGAAUGGUUUCUAUGUGCCAUGUGUGUAUCAUAAGCAUAAAAAGUGUGUUUUAAUCAAUACUGCAACACAAAAGAUAUAUUACGUUUCACGAUGGUGUGCCCAUACGUGCGAGAAACAGAACCAUUCGGACUGCAGGUUUUGGUCUCCAAACGCCAUUGUGUACAUAGACAAACGGUGCCGCAAAGACGACCUGCUCAACGGAGAGCAUCUGUAACUCGCUACACAUUUGUGGACAAAAAAAAAAAGAGAGACCUUUGUCGCAACCUUGUACAUACAUACUUGAGUGUAGUGUGCUGUUUUCCUAGUGAUGCCAUCAUAGUAAAUAAAGGCUAGUUUGUAUCACAAAGUGGCCUGGAACCAA
Molecule: messenger RNA, 14848 nt
Organism: Dermacentor andersoni
Lineage: Eukaryota; Metazoa; Arthropoda; Arachnida; Ixodida; Ixodidae
Biological process (GO): regulation of cell cycle phase transition; positive regulation of nuclear cell cycle DNA replication
Cellular component (GO): Dbf4-dependent protein kinase complex
Molecular function (GO): nucleic acid binding; protein serine/threonine kinase activator activity; zinc ion binding
Source: RefSeq, a predicted model, not a curated record